GGCUGCUGCCCGACUCCCCGAGGUCCAGGGUCGCGAGCUCUCAGCCCUUUGCUCCUUCCGCUGCUAGGGGACCCGGCAGCUGCGCAGCCUCCACCGCUCUUGGCUGCGGGGGCCCUGCGAACCAUGUCGGAAGAGAACGACAUGGAGAAAGCCAUCAAGGAGACCUCCAUUUUGGAAGAAUACAAUAUCAAUUGGACUCAGAAGCUGGGAGCUGGAAUCAGUGGUCCAGUUAGAGUGUGUGUAAAGAAAUCUACCCAAGAACGGUUUGCACUGAAAAUCCUUCUAGAUCGUCCAAAAGCUAGAAAUGAGGUACGCCUGCACAUGAUGUGUGCCAUACACCCAAAUAUAGUUCAGAUUAUUGAAGUGUUUGCUAACAGUGUACAGUUUCCUCAUGAGUCCUGUCCCAGGGCUCGACUCUUAAUUGUAAUGGAGAUGAUGGAAGGGGGAGAGCUAUUUCACAGAAUCAGCCAGCACCGGCACUUUACAGAGAAGCAAGCCAGCCAAGUAACAAAGCAGAUAGCUCUGGCUCUACAGCACUGUCACUUGUUAAAUAUUGCGCACAGAGACCUCAAGCCUGAAAAUCUCCUUUUCAAGGAUAACUCUUUGGAUGCUCCAGUGAAGCUGUGUGACUUUGGAUUUGCUAAAAUUGACCAAGGUGACUUGAUGACACCUCAGUUCACCCCUUACUAUGUAGCACCUCAGGUUUUGGAGGCGCAGAGAAGGCAUCAGAAGGAGAAGUCCGGCAUCAUACCUACCUCGCCAACACCCUACACUUACAACAAGAGCUGUGACUUAUGGUCCUUGGGGGUGAUUAUCUACGUGAUGCUAUGUGGAUACCCUCCUUUUUACUCCAAACACCACAGCCGGACUAUCCCAAAGGACAUGCGGAGAAAGAUCAUGACAGGCAGUUUUGAGUUCCCAGAAGAAGAGUGGAGCCAGAUCUCAGAGAUGGCCAAAGACGUUGUGAGAAAGCUCUUGAAGGUCAAACCAGAGGAAAGACUCACCAUUGAGGGAGUAUUGGACCACCCCUGGCUCAACUCCACCGAGGCCCUGGAUAACGUGCUACCUUCUGCUCAACUGAUGAUGGAUAAGGCGGUGGUUGCAGGGAUCCAGCAGGCUCAUGCAGAACAGUUGGCCAACAUGAGAAUCCAGGAUCUGAAAGUCAGCCUCAAACCCCUGCACUCGGUGAACAACCCCAUUCUAAGGAAGCGGAAGUUACUUGGCACCAAGCCCAAGGACGGCCUUUAUAUCCAUGGCCAUGAGAAUGGAGCUGAGGAUUCAAAUGUUGCCCUGGAAAAGCUUCGAGACGUGAUUGCCCAGUGUAUUCUCCCCCAGGCUGGUAAAGGAGAGAAUGAAGAUGAGAAGCUGAACGAAGUAAUGCAGGAGGCCUGGAAGUAUAAUCGGGAAUGCAAACUCCUGAGGGACACUCUGCAGAGCUUCAGCUGGAAUGGUCGUGGAUUCACAGAUAAAGUAGAUCGACUAAAACUGGCAGAAAUUGUGAAGCAAGUGAUAGAAGAGCAAACCACUUCCCAUGAAUCCCAAUAAUGACAGCUUCAAACUUUUUUUUUUUUUUUAGCAAUUUGAAAAAUUAUUCUUUAAUGUAUAAAGUAAUUUUUAUGUAAAUCAAUAAAUCAUCAUUUCAUUUCCACAUUGCUUAACAUUGCUAUAUAGAUUUAUGUACGGGAUUUACUAAUAGUAUAGUUAUUGUUUUAGAGAAGCUCAGUUUCUAGAGGCAUACUAUUAUUUUAGGACAUAAGGUCUUAUAUUUAUAAGAUGAUAGGUGGAAUUGUAUCUGUCAGUCAAGCAAGAUUAUCUUCUUUCUAAUAAAGUAAAAGAAAUCACA
Ictidomys tridecemlineatus (thirteen-lined ground squirrel) is the source of this 1843-nucleotide messenger RNA. RefSeq names its product MAPK activated protein kinase 5 (gene Mapkapk5). The record is from RefSeq and is a predicted model, not a curated record. Gene Ontology annotation, biological process: protein phosphorylation. Gene Ontology annotation, molecular function: protein kinase activity; ATP binding. Lineage: Eukaryota; Metazoa; Chordata; Mammalia; Rodentia; Sciuridae.